Molecule: messenger RNA, 1316 nt
Organism: Neltuma alba
Lineage: Eukaryota; Viridiplantae; Streptophyta; Magnoliopsida; Fabales; Fabaceae
Product: 2-alkenal reductase (NADP(+)-dependent)-like
Exons: 5
Coding region: 48-1094 (348 amino acids)
Molecular function (GO): 2-alkenal reductase [NAD(P)H] activity
Source: RefSeq, a predicted model, not a curated record
UCACAAGAGAGAGACACAGUUCAAUUGAAUCUGAAAAAACUGGGAUCAUGGAGGUGACGAACAAGAAACUGAUAUUGAAAGACUAUGUUUCUGGGUUCCCCAAAGAAUCAGACAUGGAAGUGAUUUGCACUGAUAGAAUCAAUCUGAAGCUUCCAGAAGAAAACUCCUCCAAGGGCGCCGUUUUGGUCAAAAACCUUUUCUUGGCUGCUGAUCCUCACCUUCGACCCUUGAUGAAGAAGGCUGAUAAUUUCAGCGUCUUGCAGUCCUUCACUCCCGGUACCCCACUAUAUGGGUAUGGAGUGGCCAAAAUUGUGGAUUCAAAGCACCCAGAUUUUAAAGAAGGUGAUUUGGUGUGGGGCAUAACUGGAUGGGAAGAGUACACACUCAUUACGGCACCUGAAACCUUGUUCAAAAUACACAACACUGAUGACGACGACGUGCCUUUAUCCUAUUACAGUGGAAUCCUUGGGAUGCCAGGUUUAACAGCUUAUGCGGGAUUCUUUAAUGUGUGUGCUCCAAAGAGAGGAGAGAGAGUGUUCAUCUCAGCGGCUGCAGGAGCUGUGGGUCAACUUGUGGGGCAGUUUGCCAAACUCAGUGGCUGUUAUGUUGUUGGAAGUGUUGGCUCUCAAGACAAGGUUGCUUUGGUAAAGAAAAAAUUUGGGUUUGACGAUGCUUUCAACUAUAAGGAAGAACCUGACUUGGAUGCAGCCUUGAAAAGGUACUUCCCAGAAGGCAUAGACAUAUAUUUCGAGCUUGUUGGAGGCAAAAUGCUGGAUGCAGUUCUUGUGAACAUGAAAGUGCAUGGUCGAAUCGCUGUGUGUGGAAUGAUAUCUCAGUACACUCUUGAUAAGCCUGAAGGAAUCACUAACAUUACGUCUCUUGUUUACAAAAGGAUUCGUAUGCAAGGUUACAACGUGGUGGAUUAUUACCAUCUUUAUCACAAGUAUUUGGACUUCAUUUUGCCUUAUAUUAAGGAGGGCAAGAUUUCUUGUGUGGAAGACAUUGUUGAUGGACUUGAAAAUGGUGCUUUGGCUUUGGUGAGAGUAUUUAGGGGUCUCAACAUCGGCAAGCAAGUAGUUUCACUUGCUAAUUAACCACGACUAGAGGAUAUAUAUUUUCUUCCAGUUUCACAGAUUUUCUCGGGAAAAUAAAGUAGCAUCAUUAACUUCUAUAUAUAGAAAUGUGUCUGUAAUAAUGUGACAUAUAUGAGAUCACUAUAUCAUAACUCUAAAACUCUGUCACCUACUCUGUUUAAAACUUCAGCGUUGUUGUAUUUACUCUUUAAGAAGGUUCCUGAAAUAUUUAUUUUUCUUAAC